AGUAGGUUACGCUUUACCGGAUGGACGGUUUAUCACUUUAUCCUGAUCUUUCUGUUUCAUGUAGUUUCUUGUCGAUUUCUUUUUACCGGAUCGCCCUGAAAUGACUUCAAGUUCAAACUCUUCGAAAAGAUCGAAGGACUACGGACGGAGAUCUCCCGAAAAAGCUCCGAACGCGGCAAAAAAAGCCGUAUUCGUGAGCAGCAAUUCUUUACCAGAAGGGACUCCAAUAGUCAAAGGUUAUGAUUUCAACCAAGGAGUGGACUAUGGAAAGUUGCUCGGAUCAUAUUUCCAUAAUGGGUUCCAAUCGACAUAUUUUGGACUCGCAGUUAAAGAAGUUCAAAAGAUGUUAGAUUGUCGAAAAACACCUUUAACUUCUGAUCAGAAGGACACCUUGGAAGAUGAUACAUUUAUUGCUAGAAAAUCUAAUUGCACGAUAUUCCUUGGGUUUACUUCAAAUAUGGUGUCAUCUGGAGUUAGAGAUACUAUUAGAUUUCUUGUGGAACACAAAAUGGUCGACUGCCUUGUGACUACUGCUGGAGGCGUUGAAGAAGACUUAAUCAAGUGCCUAGCUCCGACAUACUUAGGGGAUUUCAAUCUAGACGGAAGAGAAUUGAGAGACAAAGGAAUCAACCGUAUUGGAAAUCUUCUAGUGCCUAAUGACAACUAUUGCAAGUUUGAAGAUUGGAUCAACCCAAAAUUAGACAUAUUCCUAGAGGAACAGAGGAAAAAUGGUACAAUCUGGAGCCCGUCAAAAAUGAUAGAACGCCUUGGAUUGGAAAUCAAUGAUACCAGUUCUAUUUGUUACUGGGCAGCUAGAAACCAGAUUCCCAUAUUCAGUCCAGCUCUUACUGACGGCAGCCUCGGUGAUAUGAUGUACUUUCAUUCAUAUCGCAAUCCAGGACUGAUAGUUGACAUCCUUCAAGACCUGAAAAGGUUAAAUUCUAUCGCAGUAAAGGCAGUUCACAGCGGAAUGAUCAUAUUAGGUGGUGGAGUCGUCAAGCAUCAUAUCUGCAAUGCAAAUCUAAUGAGAAAUGGUGCUGACUUUGCUGUUUUUAUCAACUCUGCUUCUGAAUUUGAUGGAAGUGACAGUGGCGCACGGCCAGAUGAGGCAAUCUCAUGGGGGAAAAUAAAGAAGACAGCAUCACCCGUUAAAGUGUAUGCAGAGGCAAGUCUUGUUUUUCCACUCUUAGUUGGGGAAACAUUUGCAAAGGAGCAUUUCAAGACAAAACCUUUGUAAACCUUUCAUUUAAAAAAACUUUUAUACCACA
Messenger RNA from Cimex lectularius (bed bug), 1268 nucleotides. RefSeq names its product probable deoxyhypusine synthase. NCBI's taxonomy places the organism in Eukaryota, Metazoa, Arthropoda, Insecta, Hemiptera, Cimicidae. The transcript has 8 exons. Gene Ontology annotation, molecular function: deoxyhypusine synthase activity. The record is from RefSeq and is a predicted model, not a curated record. Bases 101 to 1237 code for a protein of 378 amino acids. Gene Ontology annotation, cellular component: cytoplasm. Gene Ontology annotation, biological process: peptidyl-hypusine biosynthetic process.